GAACCAACGAAACACUGGGCCGCCUGCAGUGGAGCGCGCGAACUUAACCACUCAGCCACCGGGCCAGCCCCCACAUUUUACUUCUUAAACACUCUUUAUAGUAAUUUCCUUGAGUGCAAACUAUAUCAUCCCAGGACUGACGCACUGUUCCCUUCUAUUUGGUGUUGAAUUUACAUCCAAUUUUCAUAUAAAACACUGUCAUGAGCAUCUCUGAGCAUCAAACUUUGGCAAAGGCAGCUACAGUAGUUGGUGGUGUUAUGGCAACUUUUAAAUGUUUCCCCUGAAUUUAUUUGAUGUAUUAUGAGAUCUGAGCUGUCUUAUAAAAUGCAUUUGUCUAUAAUACCUGUACUUUAUUAAGAGAUAUUUGGUAGUGGGGAAACUUCUGUGUUCUGGGCUUUAGUUCCAAGUCACGACCGUGCAGGAGCUGGAGGUUGACCCACAGGAGCUUCAGGUCCCUCUGCACCGUGUGUCUGGUCUGUCUCUGGAACAACUACUUCAGAAGCUCUCUGUCUGCUUCCAUUCACUGCGUUCCACCAAGAGCUAGCCACCAAGUGGUAAUCACUGAGUCCCUCUAGGAUUUCGUUUCCAGGGUAGAUGCCAAAAACUGUCAGCAGAUGUUCAGCCUUCAUGCAGGCGCAAAUCCAGGGCUCUGCUGCUCCAGCACUGAGAUUGGUUGACAAUAUCCAAAUCCAGGCUCAGGGCAAGGCCGAGUCUCGGUAGGACUUAUCCAGGUGCCAGCCUCAGUGGCGGGCGCGUGGCCUUGCAGCUGGAGCACCUGGACCUGAAGAUGGCUGCUGUCUCUCAGCUCAGGAAUUAUUUCAUAAAGAAGCAGCAAUGCACCAUGGCAGCGGCCCUCAGAAUGUCCAGCACCAGCUGCAGAGGUCCAGGGUCUUCACCAGCAGCGAAGGAGAGGAACAGCAGGCCCAUCCAAAUCCACCCCAGUCCCCCGCCACACCCUUCGCACCAUCGGCGAGCCCGUCUGCACCCCAGUCACCCGGUUACCAAGUGCAGCAGCUGGUGAACAGGAGUCCGGUGGCUGGGCAGAACGUGAGCAUCGCCCUUCAGAAUGUUGGACCGGUGGUGGGAGGAAGCCCACAGAUCACGCUCGCCCCUCUGCCGCUCCCCAGCCCCACCUCUCCAGGUUUUCAGUUCAGUGCCCAGCAGAGGCGGUUUGAGCAUGGAUCUCCGUCGUACAUCCAGGUUACCUCGCCACUGUCCCAACAGGUGCAGACUCAGAGCCCCACCCAGCCCAGCCCUGGGCCGGGGCCGGGCCUGCAGAGCGUGCGGGCGGGCGCCCCUGGCCCCGGCCUGGGCCUUUGCAGCAGCAGCCCCACCGGGGGCUUUGUGGACGCCAGCGUGCUGGUGAGGCAGAUCAGCUUGAGCCCCUCCAGUGGCGGGCACUUUGUGUUUCAGGAGGGCCCGGGCCUCGCCCAGAUGGCUCAGGGAGCCCAGGUGCAGCUGCAGCAUGCAGGGACUCCCAUCUCAGUCAGAGAACGGAGACUCUCGCAGCUCCAUGCGCAAUCUGGGGGGACCGUCCACCACCUGGGACCCCAGAGCCCUGCGGCCUCGGGUGGGGCCGGCCUGCAGCCCCUGGCCAGCCCCAGCCACAUCACCACGGCCAGCUUGCCACCCCAGAUCAGCAGCAUCAUCCAGGGGCAGCUGAUCCAGCAGCAGCAGGUGCUGCAGGGGCCGCCGCUGACCAGACCUCUGCUUCCCGGGGUCGGAGUCGGGGUUGGGGGGACUUCAGCAUUUGGGAUGAUGUCCCCACCUCCCCCCACCAGCCCUUCCAGGACCACAGUGCCGCUGGGCCUCUCCAGCCUUCCUCUCACGUCUGCGGGGAGUGCGGGGGUGAGAAAGGCUCCCAAGAAGUUGGAGGAGAUCCCCCCGGCCUCCCAGGAGCUGGCUGAGAUGAGGAAGCAGUGCCUGGACUACCACUACAGAGAGAUGGAGGCGCUGAAGGAGGCCUUCAAGGAGUAUUUGAUCGAACUGUUUUUCUUGCAACACCUUCAAGGGAACAUGAUGGAUUUCUUAGCUUUUAAGAAGAAACAUUAUGCCCCGUUACAAGCUUAUCUUAGGCAGAACGAUUUGGACCCUGAGGAAGAGGAGGAGGAGCAGCAGUCUGAAGUUAUUAGUGAUGAGGUAAAAAUUCUCGUCAUGGAAAUGGAUGUCAUGGCUUCUGCCACCACAAGUGAAAUUCAGAGUAGCAUCAUCUUAAAGCGAGUGUUCUUGGUGUCUUUUACACCAAGUCGUUGUUGUAGUGACUGGAUAGCUGUCUUAGAGAUGUGCAGAGGCCCCCCUGUUUAUGGAGGGUAGUUCAGGGGCCCUGCACGUAGCUGAGUCCGCUAGCACUUGCGUGCCGGCCACUCGCCCUUCCCUCUAACUGUCCCUCCAGUUCUUCCCAUCGCUGGCCCAGGCUGCGCUGCUCGGAGUGGUGGCGCCCACAGGCCCCUGUGUAGUGCCAGCCGGCAGGCCUGGCCAGGAUCGGAAGCUGAGAAUCCUGAACACACACACGUUGGUGUUAGAGUCUCUAAGUUACAGGUCUACCUUAGACUCAAAAUGUGUGAGGCACAACUGAUGGAAUUUAAGGGGGAAAUUCUGAAACCCACAAUUAUAAUGAUGAGAUUUUAGGAUAUCACAGAAAAUAAUAAAUCUAGGAAAUAAAAUAAUUAUAAGGAUAUAGAACAUGUGAACAACACAAAUUAACAACAUAAAUUAUCCUGUUUGACUAUGUGUAUGUGUACAUAUUUAGAUAUAAAUGUGUGUCUGUGUGUAAAAACUUCCACUCAACAAAGUGAAAUAAUUCUUUUAAAAGAUACGUGGACAUUUUUUGUGAACUGACCGCAAAGGAGGCCUCAAUAGAAUUUUCAAGAGCCCCAUUUGGACCGUCCUCUGUGUACAGUGAACAAAAUUAGAAAUCAAUUAUCUAGAAAAUGUAUUAUGUUUGGAAACUAAGGAACUUCUAAGGAAUUCUUGGGUGGAAGAGAACAUCCUAAAGGAAAUCAUGGAAUAUUCUGAACUAAAUGACAACUGGAGUGCUGUGUCCUCCAGACCUUGUGGGAGAAGGUGAAGCUCCGCUUAGAAAGUCGAUUAUGUGAGAAGCAAGAAGCGUGGAAGAUAAGCAUUCUGAAAGCUUUGCUGGUCAGACUAAUGUUGGGUUAAUUCUUCUGUUAACGUCACUUUGGAAGAAUAGAAACAAGUUCUUAUAGAAUCUGACUAGCACCUCAGGAGUCCAUAUUUGACCGUCAUUUCACAAGAGGAUGCUGGGCUCUGCUCACAUUUACUGAGACCCAGACUUCUCAGUGCAUAUUGCCUCCACGUCAUGUUGUUCCCCUUCCAAGUGCCUGUGUGUUUUAAGUCCGCCCCACUAGCGCCAGCUCUCUUAGCCGACUUCGUCCAGCCGUAAGAUAUUCGGGGGCUGGCAAGUAUCGAGUUCAACCAAAUUAUUUAAGUGGAAUUAAGUAACUCUGCCCCGGGGUUAUUUACUUGGAGAGUUGGUACAAGUCAAAACACGCUUUUCAAACCUUUGAGCAGUUAUGUUUAUAUAUUUUUUAAAAACUUUAAAAAUCAUUAAAUCAAGUUUUCAGGAGAUUUUCAGGAGUGCUUUAGAAGUCAGUCUGUAAACCUGUAUUGAGGUAUUAAUGCUUUAUUUUCUUCAGUAUGUUUUUCUAAUUUUGCUUCUCAAUAUAGUGGGAUUUACCCUUGACACCUUUGAGUGAUAUAUUUGUUGUCAAUGUAUCAGAAACUGUGAGUAUCAAGAGAAUGGUUCAGGGGCUGGCCCCGUGGCCGAGUGGUUGAGUUUGCGCACUCCGCUGCAGGUGGCCCAGUGUUUCAUUGGUUC
This is a messenger RNA of Equus quagga, 3838 nucleotides long. RefSeq names its product E1A-binding protein p400-like. Bases 835 to 2313 code for a protein of 492 amino acids. NCBI's taxonomy places the organism in Eukaryota, Metazoa, Chordata, Mammalia, Perissodactyla, Equidae. The transcript is spliced from 2 exons. The record is from RefSeq and is a predicted model, not a curated record.